This is a messenger RNA of Cajanus cajan (pigeon pea), 727 nucleotides long. RefSeq lists its product as uncharacterized. Lineage: Eukaryota; Viridiplantae; Streptophyta; Magnoliopsida; Fabales; Fabaceae. The record is from RefSeq and is a predicted model, not a curated record.
AACAGAUAUACUCACUUCCUAUGCCCACGUUUUAUCAUGCAAUAUAUAGAUAUUAAUAGGCCUUGUGCUAGCAUUUCUGAAUCACAUUCACAAACAUCAUGGGAAAUAUUUCGAGUUACUUGGGAGGACCAGGAGCUGAGUUAUCAUCCCAGGGGAUGACUUGGAUAUCAGGAACACUCUAUGAUCGAUUUAUUGAUAAUCAAAUCUAUGAUCCUGAAGCCUUUCACAUUGCCAUUCUUGAUAUCUUCAAUGCUAUCAACAUGGCCUUGCCCGGUAAGCAUUAUGAUGCACCAGCACACCAAGAAAUAGAGGAGUUUUAUGAUAAAUGGAAUGAGGAUGGUAAAAAAAAGGAAGAUUUCACCAAAUUUAUAAUUGAGAAUGUGAAUCUCAGCAAAGCAGAUGAAUCUAUGAUGAUCACUGGGAUAGUGGCUCCACCGGUUGCCAUGGUAGCUAAGAAAACUGGUCAGUCUGUGCCACAGCUAAGUGCUAUUAAAGCCAUCCCUGAUGCUGUCUUUGUUCCAGCAGCUACAAUUGCAUUUCUCAUUGUUGUGAAGCUCUCCAGAAGAAUGGCAUUCAAGAAUAUACCAUCCUAGCUUUCCCUUUUGAUGCACGUGCAUUGUUAUCAAUGUUCCAUGUAACUCAUGUUAUUUCUAAUGCAAAUAAUUGUAAACUUGACAUUAUUAAACAAAGAUGAAUUUUAGUGCCUAUGGAUAUCAUUUCCUUUUUA